Molecule: messenger RNA, 489 nt
Organism: Benincasa hispida (wax gourd)
Lineage: Eukaryota; Viridiplantae; Streptophyta; Magnoliopsida; Cucurbitales; Cucurbitaceae
Source: RefSeq, a predicted model, not a curated record
AUGUCAAAGGUGAAGGGUCCAGUACAUGGAGGUUAUUUUUCAGAUCGUCAUCUUCUUGAAGGACUUGUGGAGAUUUUGAGAAAGUCUGUUGUUUCUGUCUCUGAUUCAUACUCCCUACGUGCUCACUCUGGAGGUGAAUGUGAGAUCCGAAGGACAAUGUUGGAAUUACUUAAUCAGUUGGAUGGUUUUGAUUCAAGAGGAGAUGUUAAAGUGAUACUUGCUACAAACAGAAUCGAAAGUGCCGAUCCAGCUUUGCUUCGACCAGGCCGAAUAGAUAGGAAGAUUGAGUUUCCGUUGCCUGAGAUACACACAUCGAGGAUGACAUUAGCAGAUGACGUCAACUUAGAGGAAUUUGUAAUGACCAAAGAUGAAUUCUCUGGGGCUGAUAUAGAGGCCAUAUGUAUUGAAGCUGGGCUGCUUGCUUUGAGAGAACGGCAUAUGAAGGUCACACAUGCCGACUUCAAGAAGGCAAAGGAGGAGAUUAUGUAA